Messenger RNA from Amyelois transitella, 1873 nucleotides. RefSeq names its product peptidoglycan recognition protein 1. The record is from RefSeq and is a predicted model, not a curated record. The transcript is spliced from 3 exons. Lineage: Eukaryota; Metazoa; Arthropoda; Insecta; Lepidoptera; Pyralidae. Gene Ontology annotation, biological process: peptidoglycan catabolic process. Gene Ontology annotation, molecular function: N-acetylmuramoyl-L-alanine amidase activity; zinc ion binding. The coding region runs from base 50 to 940 and encodes 296 amino acids.
AGUAGUGGUCUGACAGCACAGUGUGUUUGACGUGUACUGACUCAGCGUGAUGUGGCGUGAUUCUAGUUCCGGUCGGUCGAGCGCUGGCUCCGAAGUUGUGAUGAUGGAGAACAGCCCCAUCUCCUCACUCCGGGUCUCCGACAUACCCAAUGUGGCGUCGUUAAAUGUUACCAAUUCUCCACAGUUCCACCUCGGGCCGAAGAUCUACAAUGUCAACCAAACAGUUCACCGCAGCGAAGUCAUUAAAGGCCAAGUCCUGGGCCUAGAGUUGGUGUCGGCACCGUCCAGUCGCCACCUGCGCUGUAGCGUGGCAGUAUUUGUGUGCUGGGCUUUCCUGGUCACCUGCGCUCUGGCCUUCAUCAUCUUCUAUUUCGCGCUGUAUAAAGAACAGACCAGGCUAGAUAUAGGUCUAAAGGAGCCGUGGUAUCUCCGGCGGGGUGACUGGCAGGCCAUGCCUCCGUACGCUGUAGAAUUCCUCCAACUGCCCAUCAGAAACGUUAUCAUUGGCCACAGCGCCACCAAAUCCUGCGCCGACAAGUACUCCUGCAUUGAAAGCAUGCUCAGCAUACAACAGGACCAUCUCAGGAGGGAUUACGACGAUAUAGGUCCUAACUACCUCAUCAGUGCUGAUGGCUUACUCUUUGAAGGAAGAGGAGCUAAUGUUAAACCCGCUAUGGUGAAAUUAUGGAACUCAAGAAGCAUCACUGUCAUGUUCUUAGGAAACUACGUAAACGAUACAACCCAGUUAGUUCAGUUCGAGCAUUUGAACAUACUUUUCGAUGUUCUGGUGAAGGAAGAAAUUUUGCAUCGUGACUACGUCAUUUAUGGAUUCUGUCAAAUAUCCACGUUCGUAGUAAGCCCAGGACCUGAAAUCAUGAAGCAGAUGAAUCGUUUCUCGCAUUGGAACUCAACUGAUGCAAAUAAAUGUUUACCGGAAUGAAUGCGGACCCGGUGUUAAGAUUAAAGGUUGUUUCUCGAAAAAUAAAGUUCCUAAAGAGAGAUGUGAAAUGUUAUGCCACGAAGAAGACUGGUUCUCCCGCUCUAAUUCACGUCGCCCUGGGAGCUAUAGUAAAUACUUCGACUUUGUUUCUCUGCCAUGAGAUACGCAGCACCCCAGCUGAAGAAUGAAUGUGUCAUGUACUUGAAAGAUCUUUUAAUUUACCGAAAUGAUAAGGCGAAAACCACAUCAGCACUUCUUACAGAUGGUACGAAAUGAGGAGCAAUUAAUGCAGUAAGUGAUGCUGAAUAGGCCAGAUAUAGAUGAGGAAAAUAGAGGCGCGUUGAAUAUUCUGCACGCGAUCUCGGGCUUAGGUUCCAAAAAUGUAAAAUAUUGUAUUUCUAUUUCAUUAUAUAAUAAUAUAAUAGCUAUUGCCCGCGACUUUACAAUGACCCAUUUUUCCGUGAAAAUUUUGGCAAAUCCUCUAAGUGCUCCCUACACCAUCCAAAAAUGUCAGUUUCCAACGUCUUGUAGUUUCAGUUAUAUAUUUUUGUCAGUCACGCAUAAUAUCAGUAUCACGAUGACGAUAGUUUUAUAAUAUACAAACAUAAAUCUAGCAAGGUACCUACGCCUUCUUCCCGAGGGCAAAAUUUACAAACAUUACGAAUCUUUUCUCUUGUAUGGAUAGUACCUAUGAUCAAUUUAAAAUGCAAGGAUACAGCGAUUGCUUUUCCCUGUUUGCAUUAAAAUGUAUAUUUUCCUCAGAGUACUAUUAGUCAUUCAUAAUAUGAAUGUUCCGUUGAGGUCCAACAAUGAUAAACUGGGUUUUCUCUAAGUGAUAAGCACAUGCGUAUAGUUUACAUUAUGUAGGUUCCAAAUGCAAUCAAAUUAUUAUAAACAGUGGAUGGGAUGGUGCAAAUGAUAAUGAAUCACAAG